Paramormyrops kingsleyae is the source of this 3957-nucleotide messenger RNA. It is a transcript of the gene gpcpd1, whose product is annotated as glycerophosphocholine phosphodiesterase 1. Gene Ontology annotation, molecular function: glycerophosphocholine phosphodiesterase activity; starch binding. Lineage: Eukaryota; Metazoa; Chordata; Actinopteri; Osteoglossiformes; Mormyridae. Gene Ontology annotation, biological process: glycerophospholipid catabolic process. The record is from RefSeq and is a predicted model, not a curated record.
AUUUGUCUUGGUUGGUUUGCGCCGGCGGUUCGCCAUUUUACUGACGGCGACAAUCGCACUGCGGCGCAGAGUCGGGCAUCCACUGUCUUGCGGAAGAUCUUGGGAUAACGUGACCGCGGUAAAGGAAGGUUCAUGGAGGGGUAGAUGGAGUACGAAGGCACUACAGUGUGGCUUUUUGCCGAAGAGUGGACUCCGGGAGCCGAGUGAAAGUAGACAGCUCUGCCGGCUGUUUAGGCACCCUGACGGGUCAUUCACCCUUCUGCGGAGCUGGUUGUUUUAGUGGAGCAAUUCAGCCUAAAUACCCAGUUCAAGGGUACAACAGCAGGACCCUUUGUGGGAGCGGAACCAGAAGCCGUUCCAUGUGUGAGGCCUCAUCCUUAACCACUGCCCUACCUGCAGGUUUUUUUCUUUGUCAGUCAUGGACUACAUUCAAGUAACCCUCAGUAUAAGAGGAUCGACAUGCUCAGGAGAGUCCAUCGCGGUCGUGGGUAGCUGUGAGAGGCUUGGCAGCUGGUGUGCCCAAAGAGCAGUAAUACUUCACCCCGAGGACGAUGGCACUUUGUGGAAACAGACUAUUGACAUCCCAAGGGGAGUUGUAGCAAAUUAUCGCUAUUUUAAAGGCUACUUUCUAGAAUCUAAGAACGCAGGUGUUCCAUGUCAAGUCAUAGUCAAUAAGUGGGAGACUCACCAACACCCGCGAACUUUGCAGUGCUCAGAGUCAGACGUCUUUAUCGACGAUGGACAUUUCGGUUUUCACAACGGCAUAGAAUGUGUGGAUUCAGGCUGGCUGACAUGUCAGACGGAAAUCCGCCUGCGCCUCCAUCAUUCCCAGAAGCCCCCUGUGUCGAUCACAAAGAAAAAAUUCAAGAAGUCGAGAUUCAGGCUGAGGCUGAUGCUGGAAGGCAUUGAGGAAGAGGAGGAUGAUGAGGAGCAGAGUCCCACAGCCUGGAAUAAAAUGACCACCACGCUGGAGAUCAGCAUGAUCAGCAGCAGUGGUUACAAGUCUCGUCAUUCACAGCCUGAAUGUGGCUAUGCCCUUGAGCCUGACCGCUGGACCGAGUACAGCAUCCUUACCAUGGAUCCCGACAACCUCGAGCUGACCUUUGAGUUCUUUGAGGAGGAGCUGAGUGAGACGGUUGUCCAAGGCGAUGUUCAUCCUGGCCAUGUCGGUACUGCCUGCCUGCUCUCAUCCUCCUUUCUGGAAAGUGGGAAGAACAUUGGAGUGGUCACUCUGCCCAUAAUGGGCAGAAAUUCCAGGCAAACCAUUGGCAAAGUCAGAGUGGACUACCUUGUGAUAAGACCGAUUAAAGGUUUUAUGUGUGACAUGCAUUCGUCGUUCACAAAGUACUGGAAGAAGAGAAGUGCUUUGGAUGUUGGGCACAGAGGAGCUGGCUGCUCACAUCCUGCAAAGCACACCAAGGUCAGGGAAAAUACCAUCGCAUCAUUCAAAAGUGCUGCAAACCAUGGUGCUGCCUAUGUGGAGUUUGAUGUCCAUCUUUCCAAGGAUUGUAUCCCUAUUGUGUACCAUGAUCUCACAUGCUGUAUUUCUACAAAAAAGAAAAAUCAGGAACUCCCUCUUGAACUGCUUGAAGUUCCUGUAAAGGAUCUUACAUUUGAUCAGCUCCAUCUUUUGAAGCUGGCCCAUGUGACAGCCAUGAAAGUGACAGACCACAAAGAUUGCUUUGACGAGGAGGAGUAUAUCACUGAACACCAGCCUUUUCCGUCACUUUCUCAGAUCUUUCAAGCAGUUCCUGAACAUGUAGGCUUCAACAUUGAGCUGAAAUGGAUUUCUCAGAUGAAGGAUGGAACCUGGGACGGAAACCUCUCAUCGUACUUUGACAUGAACAUGUUUCUUGACACCAUCCUAGUAUGCGUGCACCAGCUUGCAGGCAAACGAAGAAUAGUCUUCUCAUCCUUUGAUCCUGAUAUAUGCACAAUGGUUCGCCAGAAGCAGAACAAAUAUCCCAUUCUGUUUCUAACUCAAGGCGUCUCUGACAUCUACCCAGAGCUGAUGGACCUUCGCUGCCGCACAACUGAAAUCGCUAUAAGUUUUGCACAGAGUGAGGAUAUUUUGGGAAUCAGCGCGCAUACAGAGGAUCUGCUGAGGAAUAUGGACCUCAUCAGAGAUGCCCAGUCAAAGGGCCUGGUGAUCUUCUGCUGGGGGGACGACAACAAUGAUCACGAGAACAGGAGGAAGUUGCGAGAGCACGGCAUCGACGGCCUCAUCUACGACAGGAUCUGUGAUGUCGAGCAGUCAAACAUCUUCAAAGUAGAGGAGGAGGUGUCGCUGAAGGCAGUCAUUCCAGAGGAGACACUGAAGAACUGCGUUUGCUCUGCCUACAGCAUCCCGUGCUCCUCCUUGCCCUGUACCAGGAGAGCAGGGGCAGGCAGCGCUGAAUCCGACUCAGGCCUUAGCUCAUCAUGAACUUUCACCAAGUGCUGAUGCCAGCAGAUGUGUAAAGACUAGUCUUAUUCCAUCACUGCUAAAUUUGAGCCUGGGAGGUGAUCAUGGCCAAAACUGCUUCAGCUUUGUGACUCAAAAAGUAAAUGCACAGAAAACCAGUCUUUUCAUUUAUGUAGGCCACAGUUGUAUGUAACAGUAGCAAAGCUGCUGAACAACUUGUAACCGUUUUUCCUCAGGUUUAUUUAUUUGUUUGUAUAGAUCAUUAUUGUGUAGCUUCACCAAAUUAUGUUUAUUCCAUGACUCCUUAUUUUAAGAAGUGUAAGCUUAACGUCGAUUAUGCCAGAUGCAAUCAUUAAUCUGUUUUUCCUUUUCUUGAAAUGUUUAUACAUGCCUGUACACAUUUCCCAACUGCUGUUUUUUUUAAGAAAAUGUUUCUCCUUGCUUGGGUUGUCAGCCUUAACAUGUUUCUCAGUCGUGAUUAUGUUGAUACUUCAAUACAGAUAAGCAGGCACAGUGGAGAAUUUCAUAAACGUUCAUUUAUGGGUCUGGAUCCUGUUUUACAGUAUCACACCUUAUAACAUAUAAGUAUAUACAUAUAUAUAUAAAUGUGCAGUUAUUUAUAAAAUGCAUGCUCAGUACAUAUUUGAAUUUUGCGGCUUAUGUAAAAUACAUUCAAGUGCUUGUGUUCCCUAAUAAUUCACAUGCACAAAUUCAUAUAAAAUAAUCUGUUACUUGCAGAACUCAAUUUUUACAGUACUUCUCUAUGCCUGUAAAUUCAUACAUGAUUUAUUUUAGGAUCUAAGCUUGUUCAUCGUGAUUGCAGGACACGUCCCGUUGCCUUUGUUUUAGCUGACAACCUGCUGCGUAUAAUGACAUUGUGAAUUGCUGAAAGUCACACUAAAAAACAUGAACGCCUCUGGCUGGUUUAAAAAAAAAAAAAAAAACAAUAUCAUUUACCUUCAGAAUAACUGGUGAAAAGGUGAUUAUGCUGCUCUAUUUACUUACAAUGUAUGAUGGUUUCAACUGAACUUGUUUGCAGUGUUUCGCCUUGAACCUGGGUAGAUGCUGCCAAAAAAAGCCCCACAUGAGCCAGUGAUGGAGCGUUGGUGGUAUUUUGAAACCGUGAUUAGCAGACAGAUGUCGCUGCAGACUGCAUCUAUGUCCGUGUGUUUUUUGCUACUCAAGUUACUGUGUGCUUGCAUUGGAACCUGUAUAACUGAUUUAAUGUGACACUCUGUGGUAGCACUGGACAUUAUUGGGUGUUUGAUUGUUUCAGUCCACAUACCCAGGAGUACCUCACUUCAGUGUGUGCAUAGCACUCUUUCAUGUUGUUCGUUUGUUCACAUGUUCCAUGGCAAUGCAGCUGCAGCUUGAUAUGAUGCAGGAAUUCACUCAUGGAUGCUUACUUGCACUGUAUCUUUGACAUUUUAUGUACAUUUGUGCUCUUAUCCUCUGUGGAACAGCAGAUGUCUUAAAUGUAUUCUAAAUGGUACUGAAUGCCAUUUUUGAUGGACUACUCUGCGUAAAUAAAAAAGAAUUAAGACCAAUGAAAA